UUCACUCCUCUAUCUUACACCUGGGGCGAGCCAGCACAAACUAAACGCAUCUAUAUAAACGGCGCGCAUUUACCAGUGACGGCGCAACUCCACAGGGCAAUGACAUGUUUGCGCAAGCUGCAGAGUAAUCUGAUCAAGAAAGACUUCUUCUCAGAGUCAUCAAAUUCAAGCGAGACCUUUUGGUGGAUUGAUGCUAUAUGUGUCAACCAGCAAGACCUUGACGAGCGCAGCCAUCAAGUCUCUCUUAUGACUCGCUUGUAUCGCAGCGCGGAGCUGGUCCACGUGUGGCUGGGCGACGAAGAUGACACCACAACGAAAGCGAUGCGUCUCGUGCAUCAUGUUGCGUACCGACCCACGAGCUAUGAGGAUAUCCUCUCAUGGAAGUACAUCAGAAAGCCUGGUCAGACACAUCGCCCAGCGGGACCUGAGAUUGCAUUGCCAUCCGCUGUGAUGAUUAAUUGCGGAAGUCAGCAGUGCACUUGGGAAGAGUUGAUGAGGACGGCGAGUACGCUAAGCUUUUUCUCUGACGAUCUUGCUAUAGAAAGUGCACAGGCAGGUAAAGCGUUGGCACAUUCGCCGACCGUAUCUUGUUUCCAAAACGCAAUGGCGCUUGACGAAGUGCGAGCCGCGACAGCGCGAGGUCAGAAAUAUAUUGCAUUUACAGAUCUAGCCUGUCAUACCAGAGACUGUCUCGCCACCGACGCCAGGGAUAAAGUGUAUGCUAUGCUCCCCAUGACCAAUCCGGACGAGAUACCCACGAAGGCCGACUAUCGGAUUGAUAAAUUCGAAGCAUAUGUAGCAGUCCUCCUUCCACUGUUCUCUUCGGAUUUGAAUUUCUUAGCUGCGUGCCAGAACGAAGAGAUGCCUCUCGACAGGCCAUCAUGGAUCCCCGACUUCAACCAACCCUGGAUCGCGCACCCAAUCUGGCCAUUCUUGAGCCCCCAAUGCAGUCUUCGAAAGCAUGAUUUCCGAGCAGGCGUACCCAUCAUCGAGCAUUUCGCCACCUCCCGCUCACUGGCCGUUCAUGGCGUGGUCCUGGAUGAAAUAGAUCGCAUAGACACAGCAUACGUGCAACACAACAACGCCGACCAUAGCACACUUCGCAAUCUCAUUGAUACGUGGUGGACCUUCUCUCAUGAUCGGAGGAGAGAGCUGCUCGAUGAGACCGAUCUCACCGGCGUGGAUUGGCGAUCAAUCUUGUUCAUCAAUUCCUGCUACGAUGAAGAUGUCUUCAAGAAGAGUCUCUGUCUGAAUCCGCAAUGGGAUACUUCGGCGCGUGGUCCAGAGGCGAGGGAGAGCCGCUAUACGCCGAUGAAAGACCGCGCGUUGAAGGACGAUCCGACGUUCCAGCGUGUUCGAGAUACUCUACUCGGGAUCGAAGAUGACUCAGGUGUCACUGAGUUGAUGGUCAACGAAGACGUAUCUCUGAGUGAACCCAAAGGUCUGGGCCAUUUCCGUCGCAUGGCUAUUGGAAGGAGGGCGGCCAUGACAACACAAGGGUUGACUUGCUUAAUACCUGAGUAUGCGCAAUUGGGGGACAGCGUGGCGUGGUUCAAGGGCUCAACAGAAACAUACGUUCUUCGACCACAAGGAGAGAGUGGAUGGAGUAUCGUAGGCUCAACUUGUAAGUUU
Molecule: messenger RNA, 1632 nt
Organism: Dissoconium aciculare CBS 342.82
Lineage: Eukaryota; Fungi; Ascomycota; Dothideomycetes; Mycosphaerellales; Dissoconiaceae
Exons: 2
Source: RefSeq, a predicted model, not a curated record